Molecule: messenger RNA, 4001 nt
Organism: Linum tenue
Lineage: Eukaryota; Viridiplantae; Streptophyta; Magnoliopsida; Malpighiales; Linaceae
Source: the annotation of a GenBank genome assembly
AAACAAAUCUUCCUUUUUCUCUUUCUUUUUUUCGGAUUUGGUUUUAGGAAGGGUUUGGCUCUGAAGGUCUCAAUUCUCUCGCCUCUUCCCCUUCCAUGGCUGCAUGCUUGUCAGCAUUCAGCCACCAACAGUUUCAAGGGUUUUCGACCUUUUACAUGGAAGAAUAGGAAGACUAAAAGAGAAAAGGCAAGAACUUUGAGACCCAAAAUAAUAACAAAUAAAAGAAAAGUAAAAUCAAGUUUUAAUUUGCCUUGGGCCCUGGUCUCUCCAAGGGCCCUUUUUAUUUUAUUCUCUUGCCGGAAUCUGACGACGGCGACACUAAAGAUGUUAUCUCGCUCGUUUAAUGAGUUGUAGUUCGUUGUGGAGGUUUCAAUUUUUUCCUCAAGCGACAUCACCAAAGAAGCCUUUAAUGGUUGAAAGUUUGAGAAUUUUUUGAUCUGGGUUAAUCUCAAAGAAAUUCUAUUUUCUCAAGAUGUAUGCGGUGGGGCGAAUAGGGAGCUAUAUCACCAAGGGAGUCUCAACCGUCUCCGGCCCUUUCCAUCCAUUUGGUGGGGCUGUGGACAUAGUUGUGGUAGAGCAAGCUGAUGGCAGCUUCAAGUCUUCACCUUGGUACGUUAGAUUUGGCAAAUUCCAAGGUGUUCUUAAGGCAAAAGAAAAGAUAGUAAGCAUCAACGUCAAUGGAGUCGAUGUAGAUUUCAACAUGUACCUUGAUCAAAGAGGUGAAGCUUUCUUUAUUAGGGAUGAAGAUGAAGAUGAAGAUGAUGAUUCUUGUUCAAUGUAUAGUAACGGUCGUCACCCCGAUAGGCAGCAUGGAUGGCGUCAGAGGCACGCACAGAGUCUGGAUUUUGAUCAUAGUAGUUUGGAUUCACCAGACUUCGCCACAGAGAGCAAUGAGAAGUUCAUGCUGAGAGCUCGUUCAGGAGGACCAAGGAUUAUGGGGAUUGUUUUCGGUAGGAGGGCAAUGAAAGGAGGAGGAGAUGGUUUUCAGCAAGGUCAUGGCCAUACGAGGGUGAGUUCACUAGAGCGUGCUGAGAUGGCUGCUGAUCUGUUGGAAGUCAGAUGGUCCACUAGUCUUUCCCCUCCUGACCCAACCAAUGAUAGAACUAAUGAAGGGAACAAGACAACAUCGUUGUCUGUUGUUAACCAUGGUGAAAGCAGUUUGGCUAAAGAAAAUAGCUCUCAGCAGCAUGUGUAUAAGGAAGCUUUUGUAGAUAAAGUAAGUGUAGAUAACAAUGGACAAGUUGUUGAAACUUUCGCUCAAAUUGUACUAGAAAUGCCUCAAAAUGUGGAUGAAUAUAGCGUUACAAACGUUGGUCUCAAAGGUGGUGAUGUUGAUGAUGUUAUGUCUGAAGCUGGAAAUCCCAAUUCAACAGUUUCAGGGCCAGGAUCAUCAAAAUCUGUUUCAGAAUGCAACAAAGUCCAAUCCAUUACCUAUUGUGGGACAUCAGAGAGCUCGUUUGUGAGAUCGAAGAGUUCUAGUGAAGAAACAGUUGAGACAAUAUGCAUUGCUAGUGGAGGACGCGAUGAAUCAAAUUUGCUUGCUAAGGCUGUGGAUAUGGUGUCUGAACAGCUACCUGAGGUGAUAGAGAUUCGUCAUGGGGAGAUGGUUAGCCAAGAAACUGAGGAAACUAAGUAUGAGUCAGGAAGUGAAAAGGCUUCCUGUGAUAUUGUUUCUGAGCAACAAAUUUCAUCACAUGCUCAACUACGCAGUUGCAACGUGUUCCAACCUUCAAUGAAGUCCAUUAAUGAACCCAAACAACCAACCGGAUGUUGCAUGACCAAAUUGGUUAGUUUUCCAGCCUCAGAGUGUUCAGAAGGUGAACAGUUCCACUUCAGUGAUCUUGAUGAAUUAAAUUUUAGAGAGACUCAGUUUACAGGAAAUGGUUUAAAUAAGCAAUUUGAUGGAAUCAAUGAACCACCUUCAUCUGCCGACCAUUUUGAUCAAGAGAAUCAAGUAAUUGAGCUUGGGAAUCCAAUGGGCGAUUCGACAAAAGCCUCUACUCCCAUUGAUAUAUCUAAUGUUCAUUAUAUUGCUGAGCAGGAAGGCGGUGGUCGCCUAGUUGAAUCAUUACCAAGUGCAUGUUCAGAACUUGAGAUAUGUGAUUCCAAUGGCAUCCAUAAUCCUUUAAGCCAUUCGUUGGAAUCAAAUUCCAUAUCUCGCCAGAAAGGUCCUGGGAAUGAUGAUUUAGGUUGUUUAAAUGUGGAUAAAAACAAGGAAGGGUUAGAGCAAGAGAAUCCCCAUUCUAGAGAGGCAAAUCCUCUGGUUGUAGGGAAUGCAUCACAAUCUCCGGCAAAUGCUCACACAAGUUGGAAAUUUUGGCCAUUUUCUUCAAAGAAAUCAAAACUUAAGAAGACCACCAAGUUAGACAGUAAGACCGACAACGUGAAGCCAGAGAAUGGUUCAGAUAGUAAAACUGACAUGAUUUCCCAAAAUGCUUCAGAUAGUAAGAAUGACAAUGCAAAGUCAGAGAAUUGUUCAGAUAGUAAAGCUGACAACAUAAUGUCCCAAAAUGCAUCAGACAGUAAGACUGAGAAUGGGAGGUCGGAGAGUUCUUCGGAUAGUAAUGUUGAUAGCAAGAUUUCUCAGAAGGCAUCAAAUGAUAAAGUCGAUGGUGUAAUGUCUCAAAAUGACAUUGACAACAAGAGUGGAAGAGAAGGAAAUGAGGUUGCAACAAAUGUUAGAAAAAAGAAGAUAAGGGCACCCACUCCAACAUCUCAACAAUUGGCAUCCUUAAAUCUUAACGAGGGAGCAAAUGUGGUGACAUUCACUUUCUCAACGUCAAUGUUGGGGAAACAAACGGUUGAUGCAAGGAUUUUUAGAUGGAAAUUUGACGAUCGCAUAGUAAUCUCGGACGUUGACGGGACAAUUACUAAAUCAGAUGUGCUCGGUCAAUUCAUGCCGUUGGUUGGUUAUGAUUGGUCACAAACUGGGGUUACCCGACUAUUUUCAGCUAUUAAGGACAAUGGGUACAAACUACUAUUUCUCAGUGCAAGAUCGAUUUCUCAAGCAUAUCAUACUAGACAGUUUCUAUUCAACCUAACUCAGGAUGGGACUGCUUUACCAGAAGGUCCUGUUGUUAUAUCCCCAGAUGGACUCUUUCCUUCUUUGUAUCGUGAAGUCAUUAGGAGGGCACCUCACGAAUUCAAGAUUUCUUGUUUAGAGGACAUCAAGGCAUUAUUUCCUUCAGAUCACAGCCCGUUCUACGCUGGAUUCGGAAAUAGAGACACCGAUGAGCUUAGCUACCUCAAAGUCGGGAUUCCAAGGGGGAAAAUAUUCAUCAUCAAUCCAAAGGGCGAGGUUUCUGUUCAUCGUCGGGUUGACACAAAAUCUUACACUUCCCUUCAUGAUCUCGUCGAUGAAAUGUUCCCCCACCCGGUGACGGUUAAGGAGCAGGAGGAUUUCAACUCAUGGAACUACUGGAGAUUGUCGCCUCUUGGCUCCCAUACUUGAACCAUGAUGGAGAAUCGAAAAAAAGACAAAAAUUGUGAAAGAGCAUUAAAGUUCUUAACUUUCACUGCAAAGAGAGAGAAAAAUCAUUUUGUGCUUGUUUCAGGGUUCUUGUAGCACAAGGAUUGCAUAGCUGAUGUGGCGCUCUUCAUAGCUACACACGGGGGCGAUUGAUCGGUUUUGGCAGUGAAUUCAUUCAUUUCUAUGGAAGGCAAAUGUAACAUAUGUAUAGUUACUUUCUGGCCAAGAAAGUGUAAUUUUGUACAAGGUAAAUUGUAUAUACAUCGAUAAUACCAUGAGUGUCUUAGGCAUAUUGUUGGCAGAGAACCUCAUGGGAGUAGGGUUAUAACUUUCAGAAAAAUGGAAAAAAUAAAACAAUAUAAAUGUAGUGUUUCUCUUCAAAGGCCGCUCCAAUUUGAUCCUCAAAUUCUGCACGACCUCAAAGGUUUGGAAGCAGACUUGCACUCUUUUGCCAAAUAAUGUUUGGAACUAUGAAUUCUAAGUAUGGAAUCAUAUGUAAUUUUGUAGCCAAAUGCAGGUAUUAAGAAUGAUG